AUGGCGCGGCUGCGGUCUGAAGGUAAGGCCUCUGACACGUCGGCUGAGCCUAAUUCUACAACACAAUUGCGAAAAAGAGGGAGGAAAAGUAAUGCAUUGAAAGCAUCCGUGCCCGAGCCUAGUGUUGAAGCAGAGACCAUUGUAUCAGCGAAGAAUACACGUCAACAAUCAUCUGCGCAGCCAAUAUCUGAGGACCAGCCUUCGUCGUCUACUCGAAACCGAAUCACCCGAUCGAACAGAAGAGAUUCUCCCCUUGCGAGACUACCAACGCCGACCCCUAAAAAGCGUCGCUCUACUAUCGCUGUAACCCAGGAGAAGUCCACGAAGCGUCCGCGCAACUCCACUCAUAACGAUGGAAAUGAAUCUACUAUAGAGGCCGAGCCGCCUCGAUCGAACCAAGACGAUGAGCAUGUUGCACAAGAGAGCGAUCAGUUUUUCAACGGCAUUAAUGCGAAUAUUCUUACCAAUCUUCGACCUGGCAGCAGUGCCAAGAACUCGGCGGAAAGGGAGGGCAGAGCAGUGGUCGAGGUAGCUUUACCUAAAGAGGUGGACGCAAACCACAAUAAUGCUGAAGCCAGUCAAGUGACAGAAGGGCGCGAGGCUAGUAGGGCCACUGCUGAGGAACCAGAAGUAAUUCAUGCCCCGGUCAGAAAGCGAAAUAGAUCGACCACAAGGGCAUCCCGAAGAAAAGCUGAAGCUACUGAUCAAGAAACACCUGGGUCAGAGCAACCAACCCCGCAGCCUGAUGCCUCACAAAGACAAGCUUUGCGUCCAAGUCAACGAAAGAAGAGACGGCAGAGCAAGAAGGCGGCAUAUGGCGAACCCAACUAUAGUUCAAGGGCACCAUCACCAGAACUAGGCUCACAACCCUCUCGAGCAUCAGCGGAACGAGCUCCUACACCGAAAAAGGCGCUGGAUGAACAGAGAGCGUAUAACAUACCAUCAUCCGACGACGAACAACCCAGUCAGAUCGUCUUGGGGAGGACCAAAGAUAAGGCGCGCUCAGCAUCAGCUGUGGCCAAUCAAGAGAAACCCAAGACUAAACGAAAAAGUAUGACGGACAACCGGCGAAGCAGUCAGUCGGGGCAGAAAACAGCUCAGCCUGAUCAGCAACAGGGCAGAUCGAGUCGACAAAGCAGUAAAGCCGCACCGGAACCUCGAGAUGAAGAUGAAGAGCAGCAAGAGGAAAGGAAAGAGGAGAAAGAAGAGCGGGAACAAAGUGAUGAUGGACAUGGUGAGAAUGAUGUCGAUUCUAGUGAAGAUGAGCCUGACGUGGAAGAAGAGCCUGAAGCAUCUCAUUUGGCUGAUGAUUCACUUCUACUCGACGCGCCACCGGAGAAUUCACAAUCAGGAAUCUUAAUCCGCACAGCCCGUGUGCCACGAAAACCCGUACAAGACCUCAUGUACUCAAUGACCCUUUUGGGGUGGAUGAACAAGAGGCGCUGGGAGAAGGAAGUUCUCGAACAAGCCAAAGCUGGAGCAGAAAGGUUGGCUGGCGACUCAAACUGCCGGGUGCUAUCGACGAUUAUCCUGGCCAAGCUUUACAACCUCUACAAACUGUGCAAAGACAUCCCGCGAGUAUCGAGGCUUGAACAGCUAGCAUAUUUACGUGAGCAUUCGAUACAACUUAGCACUUUGAUCAGUACUCUUCACCAAUCCAUUGACCAGUUCAUUUUGAACAUCAACACUAUAAUCGAAGAGGGGGACCCGGCUCGAGAGGGUAUCGGACGCCAGCACGUUACGAAACUCCAUAGACGUAUUAUUCCUACUCUGGUACUAGUGUUAGACCAAGCAUUCAAUGCUGGAUGCAGGCAGCCACUAGGGGAGAAUCAAAGAGCUAGCACCCAAAAGGGAGACUUCACAGUUUACCUAUUAGAGCCCUUGGAACGAGCUGCAGGCUGGACCCAAAGACUUUCCCACGUUGUGGAGAGCUGGUAUGAGCUUCACGCACCUAGAAGGGAACGUGACAGGGAGGAAAAGGCAAAAGAGCACCGGGACAGGUUCAACGCUGGCACAUUGGCACUGAAGCGAACGCUGGAGAAGGCUAAAGAAGACAUUGGUAGGCUCACGAUGACGCCUAGAGAACUUAGGAAACUCAGGGAAAGGGAUGACGCUGUGCGAAAAGAACGCGAAUUUGAAGCCCAACAACGCAGAGAAACUCAAGAUUUACAGAUGCAGCGUUUCAUACAAUCGGUCCAAAAGGUCAAAGUAUCUCAACCGCAACCCAGGAUGAGAUCCCACCGACAAGAGCUACGUAAUCCCCAACCAGCAGCGAGUCAUUUAGGCCUGGAUUCAUCACAAAGACCCCCAGAAGAGGGGUAUUUCGAGAAGCAUGGAUGGCAUUACUGGGAAGACGACCAGCUCCUGAGUUUGAUUCGAACCACGUCCCAUCCCAAUUACAGCGUCUUUUGCCAGAUGAUCCCUAAUAGGGACCCGGCUGAGCUGAGAGAGCGAUCGGAAUAUUUGAGGAGGGUCAUGCAUGACAAGUAUGAGCGUAAGGGUAUUUCGCCUCCAGGCUGGUGUAUCGACUAG
Fusarium sp. VM40 is the source of this 2532-nucleotide messenger RNA. NCBI's taxonomy places the organism in Eukaryota, Fungi, Ascomycota, Sordariomycetes, Hypocreales, Nectriaceae. The record is from the annotation of a GenBank genome assembly.